Messenger RNA from Drosophila elegans, 291 nucleotides. RefSeq lists its product as uncharacterized. Bases 1 to 291 code for a protein of 96 amino acids. NCBI's taxonomy places the organism in Eukaryota, Metazoa, Arthropoda, Insecta, Diptera, Drosophilidae. The record is from RefSeq and is a predicted model, not a curated record. The transcript has 2 exons.
AUGUUCCGCUUGCUGCUGCUGUGGAUCACUGUGGUGCUAGUUGUAGCUCUGGAUGAGCGGGAAUUCGAUCCACAGGUGGCACCACCUACAAGUUUGGUUCCCAAACACUUUCAACUAUGGCGUAGUUUUGCCAGUCAAGUGCGCAUGGUCUUCAGUCGUUUUCAGCUUAAAGCACCCACUGCACCACCACCCACCGUUAAGACCAGGAUGGGUAUUACCACCAGUACACCAAAACCAGAACUGCAGUUCUAUGGAGCUCUGAAUCCCAUAUAUCAAACGGGAAACUUUUAA